Molecule: messenger RNA, 6495 nt
Organism: Podarcis muralis (Common wall lizard)
Lineage: Eukaryota; Metazoa; Chordata; Lepidosauria; Squamata; Lacertidae
Gene: SNX13
Product: sorting nexin 13
Biological process (GO): positive regulation of GTPase activity
Cellular component (GO): early endosome
Molecular function (GO): phosphatidylinositol binding
Source: RefSeq, a predicted model, not a curated record
GUUCCCCCUGCGGCGGCGGCCCCGGGCAGACGUUGCGAGCUGCAACACCAUGCGGCGGGGCUAGAGCCGGAGGCUCCCACCGCGAGCAAGGAUGUUAGCUGAGACCAGUCUUUCCAUAUGGGGAUGGGGAAGCCUUGGCGUCGUGCUUUUUCUAAUAACAUUUGGACCAUUCGCUAUAUUUUACUUUGCAUUUUAUAUUCUCUGCUUCGUGGGUGGGGGCUUUGUGGUAACACUCUUGUUUGGGAAAAACAACUCAGAGACGUACCUUGAACGGUGUGAACACUCCUAUCUUCCUCCAACAUCGUUUGGUAUUACUAAGUGCAUAGAAGAAAUGAAACAGGAAAGCAAGCCUAUUAAGAUUGAUAGGAGGUUGACUGGCGCCUAUAUAAUUGAUGAACCUUUGCAACAAGUUAUCCAGUUUUCCUUGCGUGACUAUGUCCAGUAUUGGUAUUACACACUAAGUGACGAUGAAUCUUUUCUUCUUGAAAUCAGGCAAGCUCUCCAAAAUGCACUAAUUCAGUUUUCUUCUAGGUCAAAAGAAGUAGAUUGGCAGCCUUAUUUUACCACUCGGCUCGUAGAUGACUUUACCACUCAUCUAAGAGUAUUCAGAAAAGCUCAGCAAAGGAUAACAGAGAAAGAGGAUCAGAUUAAGGAUGGGGCAGAAGACCUUGUAAAUACAUUUUUUGAAGUUGAAGUUGAAACGGAAAAGAGAGUCUGUCGUGAUCUCGUCUGCACAUCUCCCAAAGAUGAAGAAGGAUUCCUAAGGGAUCUGUGUGAAGUUUUACUGUAUUUAUUGCUACCUCCUGGAGACUUCCAGAACAAGAUCAUGAGAUAUUUUGUCAGGGAAAUCCUUGCUCGAGGAAUUCUUCUUCCAUUAAUAAAUCAGCUCAGUGAUCCUGAUUAUAUUAAUCAGUAUUUCAUAUGGAUGAUUCGUGAUUCAAUUUGCAACUAUGAGGCCUUUAUGAACAUUAUUAAAGUAAGUGACAAAGUAGGGGAGUUGGAAGCAGUAAGGGAUAAAGCAGCAGAAGAACUACAGUAUCUUCGAUCUUUAGAUACAGCUGGAGAUGAUAUCAACACUAUAAAAAAUCAGAUAAAUAGCUUAUUGUUUGUGAAGAAAGUAUGUGAUUCAAGAAUACUGAGGCUGCAGUCAGGAAAAGAAAUAGAUACUGUGAAACUGGCUGCAAACUUCGGAAAACUUUGCACAGUCCCUCUGGACACCAUUCUUAUUAACAAUGUUGCACUACAAUUUUUUAUGGAUUACAUGCAGCAGAUGGGCGGCCAAGCACAUCUCUUUUUCUGGAUGACCGUAGAAGGAUACAGGGUUACAGCACAGCAGCAGCUGGAAGUGCUAUUGAGUCUUCAGAAAGAUGGAAGGCAUCAGACUACAGAAACCAAAGGCCUAUUAAAGUCAGCUGCAGUUGGAAUUUAUGAUCAAUAUUUGUCAGAGAAGGCAUCACCAAGAGUCAAUAUUGAUGAUACCUUGGUUGCAAAACUGGCAGAGAAACUGAAUAAUGAGGAUCCAACUCCCGAAAUAUUUGAUGAGAUUCAGAGAAAGGUAUAUGAUAUGAUGCUCCGGGACGAACGCUUCUAUCCUUCAUUCAGACUGCAUGUCCUCUACGUCCGAAUGCUUGCUGAGCUAGAUAUGCUAAAGGACCCUAGCUUCAGAGGAUCAGAUGAUGGUGAAGGGGAAUCAUUCAAUGGUUCUCCUACUGGCAGCAUUAAUUUGUCAUUGGAUGAUCUUUCAAAUGUGCCUGUCGAUGAGUCAAUACAAUUACAUGCAUAUAUUUCAGAUACCGUUUAUGCUGAUUAUGACCCAUAUACUGUGGCAGGAGUUUGCAAUGACCACGGCAAGACAUACGCGCUAUAUGCUAUCAGUGUUCGUCGUCGAACCCCAAAUGGUGACGAAGUAUGGAAAACAUAUCGUCGCUACAGUGACUUCCACGACUUCCACAUGAGGAUUACUGAGCAGUUUGAAAAUCUAGGAAGUAUGUUAAAGCUUCCUGGUAAAAAAACAUUCAACAACAUGGACAGAGACUUCUUAGAAAAAAGGAAGAAUGAUUUAAAUGCAUAUUUGCAGCUUUUGUUAACUCCUGAAGUGAUGAAAUGUUAUCCAGCUUUAAUACACUGUGUGUAUGACUUCUUGGAAAACAAGGCAUACAGUAAAGGAAAGGGAGAGAUUGCUCGGAAGAUGGACACAUUUGUAAACCCACUGCGUAACUCUAUGAGAAAUGUUUCAAAUGCUGUCAAGUCCUUCCCUGACAGCUUCGCAGAGGGGAUGACUAAAAUGUCAGACAACAUGGGCAAAAUGUCAGAAAGAUUGGGACAAGACAUAAAGCAAUCAUUUUUCAAGGAUCCUCCUUUAAUGCAGAAGACAUAUGUUGAUCCUAAGCACUGCCGUGUUGCAGCACAAGUUGAAGACAAUGUGGAGGACAAUGUUCCUCUUAAAAUAAUGCUGCUACUCAUGGAUGAAAUCUUUGAUCUAAAGGAGAGAAAUCAAUGGCUACGACGAAAUAUCAAAAACUUGCUUCAGCAGCUUAUUAGAGCAAUGCAUGGAUAUACAAUAAAUAAAAAAAUAGUAGAUCAUGUUGAUUGGAUGACAUCUCCUGAACAAGUAGCAGAUGCAGUUAAACGUUUCAGAGAUGCCUUUUGGCCCAAUGGCAUUUUAGCUGAGACUGUUCCCCGCAGAGACAAUGCCAUUAGAAUGCGAACGAGAAUUGCUGGAAAAACAAAAUUACUGGGGAUGAUGCCAGAUGAAUUGAAGCAUAUCCUAGGUGCUGAGACAACAAGGAAAGGCAUUCUCAGAGUCUUUGAAAUGUUUCAGCAUACUCAGCUGAAUAAGAGGAUGGUAUACGUCUUUCUGGAGGGCUUCUUGGAAACUUUAUUUCCAGCAAAUGAAUUCCCUGAACUCUUCAAAAAACUGCAUUCACCCUCAACGCAGAUGCAGCGAUAUAAGCAGAGACUGCAAUCUACACAAGCGCCUUCUUUACAGAAAAGGUGACACUCCAGAUUUUUAUGUUGGUGUCCAUUUGCCCAGGACUUGGGCAGGUUCUCUGGGGCUUAAAACUCUCAUGCUGUUAUUUCUGCACCGGUCUUUUAGUGUCACAUAUUAGAUUAUUAAUGCAUCCAUAAGAGAUAAUCGUUCCUCUCAUCCUCCUUCUCUUAUGCAACCACUACCAUGAACUGGGUUCAUGUGUCUAAAUGAUUUGGUGCAUCUUCAUGCAACAUUGAGAAGAAUAUUAGCCCGCUCUGUAAGAAUGUCUGUUCCUUCCACUCUUGACGGAAUCUAUGAUUGCCAGCAAUGAAAAGUGCUAGACUGUGUCAGUUGAGUGAUAAGUAAAGCACAACUGUGGUGAUAGCAAUGGAGGACUUGGCUGCUUUGCUCGGAACUGGGAGAUUGUGCAAUGUGAAAAUCAGGUGCAAUUUGAUUUGCAUUAUGACUGUUGAGGCCUUGUGGGUCUCGCUGAGCGGCUCUGAAGUGGUUGAGCUAGCAUGAAAGAAGUCUUUUGAACAGAUGGUUCUGAGAAAUUUUAUGAUUUUCCCAAACUACAUUUGCUAACUAAAGGUUGAAGUAAUAUGUGCGAAAGCCGUGUUAGCUUCACUUUCCAGAAUGAUAAUAAUAAAUAACUAAGUAAAUUAUAUUCGUUGGUUUUAUUACUUAGUCAGGAUGGGUACACAUAAAGAAAAACAUCUUGGUUUGAAUUAGCCUGCUUAGUGGUCUUGUUUUGCUCUUCAAUAACAGUUCUUGUAUUCUGCAUAUAAUUUUUAAAGAAGAAAGGCUCAUAAUAGCACUUAGUGAAGGGAAGGACAGAUGUUUAAAAAAGGGGAUUAUCACAUUUAUUUAUUUAUUAGGAGUUUUUGGGGCUAGGAAACAGAAGCAAAUUAAAAUACAACGUUCUCAACAUUAAGAAAUUAUCAGAAUGGUUUUACUUUUUGCCAUUAAUUGUCACCCUUAGCUUUAUUUAAGUGUGUUCACCUUAAGAGGAAAAUUGCUGAAAUGACUUGGUUUCUUACUGACAUAAGUCUUCUGGACUUCAUUGAACAGUCAUAUGCAAACAAUUGCAAAUUCCUGAAUGCACCACAGUGUAUAUAUGAAAAUAAGAGACACAACAACAAUAUUUUUUUAAAUAACAAUCUUUUUUAUUUUUUGCAUAAUGUAAAAUUUUAAUAAAUAAACUUCUUCUACACAAAAAGCCCCCUGUCUAUCCUCUUUACUUCCAGACAUAAUGUCUAAUUGAGAAUGAAGUAAUAAUUUACUACUUUUGCUGAGCCUUAAUUUAUCUUGGAAUCUCCUUUUCUCGAAUCUCCUUGAUGAGCACCUCCCAUGAUCAAGGAAUUUCAAAGCAUUAGGUAUAAUCCCCUUAAUAUUUUACUAUAUAGUUUGUUUAAGAUCCCAAGAAAAUAUCCCAAAUAGUAGUCAUUUAAUGCUCUGAUACUAAACACAUUUGAUUUAACUCAACGGGGCUGACUUAAAAACAAUGUGUUUCAGGUUUGGGCGUAAAUGCAGUACCUAAAGAUCUUGCAAAACAGGUCCUCCCAUGUAGGGAAAAAAAUCAAGAGAAAAUGGCUUUAACCUCAAAAGAGAAAAAGAAAUAUUCAUUGGGAGGGUAUCCAAGAAAUACAUGUGUUUUUAAGGCAUGAACAAGGAAGUCUACAGCCCUUCCCCUACCCACUAUCCUCAUUUGGAUUACAUUCUUGGUGUGAAGCCUACUCAGUAAUGGCAAAGCUGUAAAAAAAAAAAAAAGAUAUUUACAUCUUCAAGACAGUAUGCAUGUCUUCAAGUGCAAUUGUUCUCCCCCAUCUCUACAGAUCCAUACUAUACGUGUGAUUCCCUUUUACCAGAAUCAGAACAGCUUAAGAUAACAUGUAUGAAGUAUUCUUUCUUUAGCCUCCUCAAUGCUUUUAAAUAUAGGUGGCAAUUGACAUGAAUCUCUCUCAUAUAUAUAUACACUUAAAAAUAUAUAUCUUAAGAUUUGUUCCUCAGUCUGUGGCCUAAUUCUCAUUGAGAUAUUAGAACUGUCUGGAUGCUCUUACUUUAAAUUGCAGGGGAGGAUUGCAUGAUUAAUUUAAAAAAAGAGCUCUGCAGGUAGAACAGAAACCCGUCACGUUGGGACGAAAUAAGCUUGCUGAUCUUUCCCUGUAAAGUUAGCUUUCAGUGUACAGGCAUCACCUGCAAUUUGAAGUUGAAUGAUCUACACAGGUAUACUGCUCAAUGGAAACUUAGGCCUAUGCCAGCUCUUAAUGACCUUUAUUCCUACCCGUUUGACUUCUAAAACAGUAGAAUGCUAUAAUCCACGUGAAACACUGGAUAAUAGGAGAAAAGGCAGGCCUAAAUACAGGUCAUAAUACAGCCUCAAUAUGUGACUCGAGUCUAAUUUUCAACACUUCAAAGUGGAAAUGAAUUACAAUCAAUAUAGUAUGUGGUAUCUCUUACCCCUGGGCCAUCUACAUUAGACUUCAGAAUUAUGUUCAAUUGUUAAAUUUUAAAAUUGAUUACAUAUCCAGAAAAUGUGUAAAUGAAACAAAGGUGUGUUGUUUCUUUGAAUGCAAUUAUUGCACAAAGGGUUUUUUCCAUCUAUAUUUAAUUUCAGAGCGUGCCUGUAGACAGGAGCAGUCAAUUUGUACACCUCUUCCUGAUUAGUUAUUAUGCAUUGUUCCCAUGUUGUCCAUUCACAUUAUCUCGACUGUAGCCCCUGUGUUAUUUAAAAGCGCCCCGGAAUUGAUUGUGUAAAUGCAGCAGAUACUUAGCCAGGUGUGACCUGGUCUGAGAAUGCUGUGACCAGCCUCUGAAAAUAAAUGUGCCAUUGUCCAGCAAAAUGCACUUAAUUUUAGCCUUAAUUGAGAGAGAAUGAAUAGUAAGGUGGAAUAUUUCAUAUGGUUCACCCUCAAGCUUCUGCCUCUGGUGUUUGCUAUGACUAAACAAUUAAUUUUAAAUGCUACCAGAAUGUGUAAUAAUUUUUAAAAGUAAAAUACGAAUUCCACCACCUCAGUUUUAAUUUAGUGCAAUAUUUUCCUGUAACGCAUGUGUAUUUGAAUAACUGUUUAAAAAAAGAGAGAAAGUUUUUAAGGUUUUGAGAUCAAAGGUAUACUGUCUUAACCAACAAUGUAUAUUCUGUUAUUGCUGCUGUGUUGGCUUAUCUAAGGACUUGUUUUAAAAGUCUGGUUUGUCACUCCUUGUAAAUCCCUACUUCUCUGUGCUCGAAUGAGCAUGGUUCUUACAUUGCAAGGAGCAAAAUCUAAAGAGCACAUCUGAAUAUAGCUGUUAAAUAAAUGACUUGUGCAUAUCAUUGUACAGUAUGUGUCAACUGUGUGCCUAAUGGUUCUUUCAAUAUCUCCCCCUUUUUCUUUAAUGAAGAAUGAAAACAAAUUUGGAAUGCCAUGGUCUCUCUUUCUGACGGCUAAGAACUCUAAGUUUUUAUUUGGAGUUUGCAUUAUGUUUGUCCAAUAGAGAAGUUCAGAAAAGUACACUAAUAAAAGUAUUAACAAGAAAACUUUGAA